AUGAAAAUCUCUGAGCUUCCAGGGGAUGAAGAAUCUGGUUUAACAUGUCGUACAUAUGUGUUCCAGGACGAAAGUCACACCUUAGGCAAUGCACUAAAAUGUAUUAUUAAUAGAUAUGAUGAUGUUGACUUCUGUGGAUACACAGUCCCACAUCCAGCAGAAGCUAAAAUGCAUUUUAGAAUACAAACUAAAGAAACACCUGCAUUGGAAGUAUUAAAAAGAGGUCUUAAAGAUUUACAGAAAGUUUGCGAUCACACAAUAAACUUAUUUGAGAUGGAAGUAAAAGAGUUUAAUAAAACA
Iphiclides podalirius (scarce swallowtail) is the source of this 300-nucleotide messenger RNA. Lineage: Eukaryota; Metazoa; Arthropoda; Insecta; Lepidoptera; Papilionidae. The record is from the annotation of a GenBank genome assembly.